AGAAAAAGAUUGCGUUAUCGCUGCAAUCUGGUCACAUUUACAGUCGUGUUUUUGGUGUUUUUGUAUGGGAAGAUUUUUGCGAAAAAUAAAUUCAUAAGCUAUUGUAAUUUGUGUUGUCCCUUUGUGAAAUGUGAAAUGGGACGUACACCAGAGAUCGGUAAAUUCUAUCACAGUGUACCACCCAAUAAAAUGACAAACUAUUGCGUUUAGUGUAAGUGCUCCCAUUCGAGUGUAUGUCCAUUGGACUGCAGAGGAAGCGUCUGAUAAGUAGCCAUCUUCUUAUAAGAAUGGCACGGAAAUUCCUGCCAAAUUUAUGUAAAUCCUAAAAACUAUUGCCGUGCAGCGAUAGCAGGGCCGUUCUGGCCGUCCACGAGACCGAGAAACAAUAGAUUUAGCAACACAGCAACAACAACACACCCACAGACAUGUGCAACGCAAAGCUAAUCUAUUGUAAAUAAACUGCGUCUGCGUCCAUUGUGAACGAGCACCUUUUCUCGGUCACGUACGCCGAUUGCGAUUCCUCGAUUCCCGAUUCCCCGAUUUCGUUUCAACCAGCAGCGCGCUUUGCAGGGAAUUCGCGAAAAACCAGGUGUCCCACAACCUCCUGAAAACCAGCCGCCCAGAGCUGCCACACGCCGGAGCUGGAGGAGUGCGCGGGGAGGAGGAGAGCAUCAUCGGCGUCAUAUCCAACGGUUCCAGAUCGAAGCAACCUAGCUGUAAAAGAAGUGUCCGACAACAGGUCGGAAUUGAAAAAGAAAAAUAGAAAAACAGAGACGAAGAUGAAAAUGUCAGAGGUGCCACGCAUCAAGGUCUUCCGACCCACUUGGGAGGAGUUCAAGGACUUCCCCAAGUACGUGGCCUACAUGGAGUCACAGGGUGCCCACAAAGCCGGUCUGGCCAAGGUGGUGCCUCCGCCGGAAUGGGUGCCCCGUCGCAGUGGGUACGCUGAUCUCGAUGCUCUGAAUGUCACGAUUCCGGCGCCCAUUUGCCAGGUGGUUACCGGCAAACAAGGCUACUACCAGCAGAUAAACAUACAGAAAAAGCCACUCACAGUAAAGCAGUUUAGCGAGUUGGCCAGCACCGAGCGUUACGCCACACCCAAACACUUUGACUUUGAGGAUCUGGAGCGCAAGUACUGGAAGAACAUAACUUAUGUGGCGCCCAUUUAUGGGGCAGAUGUCAGCGGAAGCAUCACAGACACCGACCAGGAUAGCUGGAACAUCAACCGGCUGGGCACUAUUCUUGACUAUGUCAACAAGGAUUAUAACAUACAGAUAGACGGCGUGAACACAGCCUACUUGUACUUUGGCAUGUGGAAGACGACCUUUGCAUGGCACACGGAGGACAUGGAUCUCUAUUCCAUCAAUUACUUGCACUUUGGGGCGCCAAAGACGUGGUAUGUGGUGCCGCCGGAAUGUGGUCGCAAACUGGAGAAGGUGGCGAACCAGUACUUUCCGGCCAGUUACAAGAAUUGCAACGCAUAUUUGCGCCACAAGAUGACGUUGAUUUCACCACAGAUUCUCAAGCAACAUGACGUGCCCGUCAGUAAGAUCACGCAGGAGGCGGGCGAGAUCAUGAUCACGUUUCCGUUCGGUUACCAUGCCGGCUUCAAUCACGGUUUCAACUGUGCCGAGUCCACCAACUUUGCCAUGGAGCGCUGGAUCGAGUACGGCAAGCGAGCGGUGCAGUGCACCUGCAGCAACGACAUGGUCAAGAUCUCGAUGGACACAUUUGUCAAGCGCUUCCAAAGCGAUCGCUACGAUCUGUGGAUGGAGGGGCGUGACGUGGGGCGGCAUCCGGAGGAUCCGCCGAACGGGGUGCUCAGUGCAGCACCCCUGCCACCACACCUCGAUGUCUUGCUGUGUGAUAAAAAAAUGAAAAAGCAAUGCAAUCCUACCAAGGCAAAGAGUUUCAAAGAGCGUAAUCCCGAUCUGGACCUGGAUGAAAUCCAGCAGAAUCCCAACGUGCCAGACGACGUCAAGGCCAUGCUGAAGGAGAGCGUGCUGACGCUGGACACGGGCGAUCUGGCCACGGACGAGGCUGAUUUUCCCAACGAGGAUGCCAUGAGUCUACAGAGUCCGGCGAAUCUGAAGACCAAGCAAGAGCUGCUUGAGUACAUUGACGACGGCACAGAAGAUGAUGAUGAGGAGGAGGACUUUAAGCGGCGCAAGCAGAAGCGGCGCUAUGAUGCCGACUAUGACGACGAUUGGCUGGCGUCCAAGCGCAAGAAUAACUCGCGAAACAAUCGCGGCCGUAGUCCGCGCACCAAGGACGACCGUUCCAUAUCGCCGGCGUCCUCCACUUCCUCGACGUCGAGGGGCGCAAGGCGUGGCAAGGCCAACGGCGCCCCCCGAAAGACUCCUGCGCGGCGGAAAAAGGACCCAAGUACUACGCCACCGGCGGUCAGUUCUGCAUCAACUGCCGUAAAAACACCGACAUCCGCCGUGGUCGCUGGAAAAACAUCAAUAGCCACAACCACAACACCACCAGCAGAUGGCGGAGGAGAUGCCAAAAAGGAUCAACAGUCGCUGCAGUUUAUGCAACAAUCGCGUAAAUUUGAGGGCAAGAUACCAAAACUAAGUCAAACGAGUGCAGCAACAGGAGGAGCAACGGCAGCCGCAGAAGCAUCCACAUCCAAGUCUAGUCAAGGGCAGCAGCAACAGAUUGUCUACGUCAACAUGUUGCCCGCGGCCAAUACCCUGAAUGGCAUUCCACAGCAGCAGCAGCAGCAAUAUGCGAGCACGGAUGGAAAUGUCUAUCAGCUGCAAAAUGAAAUACUCUGUGAUGCAAAUGGACAUGCCGUGACUGCCGCCACGGCUUCAUAUCAAACUACGGCCAGUAGUCCGCAGCAGCAGCAGCAACAACAGCAGCAGCAACAGAAUGUUGCAACUAGUGUUGCCGACAAUGUGGUCACAACUAUUAGUUCGUCCUCCAUCCUGCAUACGAACGCCAACACCAACGGAGUGGAUACAAUUGCCGCCACACAGCAACAACAACAACAGCAGCAGCAGCAACAACAGCAACAGCACUACCACUAUAUCACCACCACCGGCGAAGAUGGACAAACCCCGACCACCAUAGUGUUCGAGAACUACAACGGCGGAAUGCCAGCGGUCAGUUCUGCCGCACCAACGCCCGUUCCCGUGUCGCAGGCCAACGCACCCGCUACCACGACCACCACUGCCCUGGUCAACACGGACGGCACGAUCAUCGAAUUCGACGGAAGCACGUACGAGGAGUAUCAUGUCCUCAAAAGCGAGCCCGGCAGCAGCGAUUGCCUGAGCAACGGCAGCAGUGCCGUGGCCGCUGACAUAAUCAAGUACGAUCCCCAGCACGGAGUCGUCGGCGACGAGGAGGACGACGAUGAGAACGGCCUGCUGCAUGUGAAGUACGAGGAGCAGAGCCUCGAACACGAUCCGGAAAACGAGCACGAUGCGGAGCAGGAGCAUGAGUAUGAGGAGUACCAGGUGAUCAAGGCCGAGGUGGAGGCCGAGGCGGCGGAGUUGGCAGCUGGCACCACCAGCUACACGAUCAACCAGGAGCAGACGGGUUCAGGCAACACGGUGAUAUCCUCAAUGGUGCCCAAAUCGGGAUCGGCGGCGGCCGCGAAGCAGAAGCGCAAACGCAAGACGCGCGUAAUCGCCGACGACGAACAGGGCGAGUACCUGGAGAAGAUGAGUGUACGUGGCCUGGACAUUGCCCGCUACGAGCAUAUCAUCGACGGCGUGGCCUACUGCCUGGUCUGCGCCAAGAACGAUAUCUUCAAGACCUUUAAGAACAAGUACAGCUUCCAGCGACACGCCUACCUCUUUCACGAGGGCCAAAACCGCAAGAUAUUCGCCUGCCCCAUCUGCAAUAAGGAGUUCUCGCGUCCGGACAAGAUGAAGAUGCAUAAAAAGGACAAGCACGGCGACGUUCCCAUGCCGCCAUCGGCCACCACGACGCCGCUGAAGGCUGACGGUCCGCCGGCUAAGCGGGCGCGUACCGCUCGCACUCCGCGCGUCCGCAAGACGAAGGAUGGCAGUACGCCGGCCAAGAAGCGGCUGGCGCAGAUCGACAGUGUUCUGGACGACGUGCAAAAUGGGGAGUCUCUGACCAUGGCGCCAGUCAGCGUGAGUCACUCCCAGCAGCAGCAGCAGCAGCAACAGAUGCAGCACAGCAUCACAACGCUGGCUCCCUCGACGCCAUCGCAACCGCAACAUCAGCUGCAGACGCUGCCCUCGCUAGACUUCAGCGGCAUGAUCCUGCCUGGAGGCGCACAGCUGGCACUGGCUAAUCCAGGCGCCACCAGCUCCGUGGGACUGCAGCGAGGACCAGCCACGCCGAAUGGUCAGCCGGCGGCGCCCACCACCACGUUGAUCUACUCGAACCAACUGGAACUGCAGCAGGCGCUGCUGCAACAGCAGCUGCACGGCCAGAGUAUCAUGAUCCAGGAUCAAGCCGGCAACCUGGUGCCCCUGCAGCUGGACGGAACCCAGGCGAUAUACACGACGGCGCCGCAGGCUCAGCGCCAACAGACCACGGCCACAUAUCAGACGACGCAGCAGCAGCAACAACAGCCAGCGCAGCAGCCCGCCGGCCAGGCGCAACAGCAGCCUCACUACGAGCUGGACAACGUUACCUAUUUGAGCUCCACGGCGGCGGCCACUCCGACGUCGACCGAGCAGCAGCAGCAGCAACAACAGCAGCAGCAGCACGUGAUCGGCACGGUUCAGAGCUAUCAGAUCCUGACGCCCGACGGCCUCCAGAACUUCCAACCCAAGCUGGAGACGGCCGAGCUGGGCGACCUGUGUCCCUACUCGCAGUACACCUUCACGACGCACGCCGGAGCGCAGCCCACGCUGAAUGCGAACGCGCUGGACGCGCAGACCCAGCACCAGCAGCACCACCAGCAGCAGCAGCACCACCACCAGCAGCAGCAGCAUCACCAGCAGACGCAACUACUGCAGCAACAGCCCUUCGCCACGCAUCACAAUCCGCACCAGCAGUUCAUGGAGCUGAAGAACGAGCUGCUGAUUAAGGGCGGCGACGCCUACACCCUGGACACUGCCUCCAUGUACCACCUGCCCUUCUCGCCCACCUCGAUGAUCAAUGCGGUGAACGAUGUGAACACCUCGUCGCUGCUGGAAACCAAAGAAAUUAGCAGCAACAGCAGCGGCGGCAACAGCAGCAGCGGAGCCACUAGCAACAAUGCAUCCACCGUGGUGAGCAGCAGUGCGAGCAAUGGCCUCAAGCCGGCGGCCAAGAAGACACCAGUCAUUCUGCUGGCCGCUCGUGGUGCCGCAAAGCAGCCGCAGCUCAGCAUUCUUAAUGGCAACACCAAGGCCGGAAUCGGAAAUGCAAGCGGAGGCGGCGGCGGCGGCGUUACAUUGGUGCGCGUCAAUGCAACCAAUCGCAAUCAGCGCCAAGUUAUCGUCGCCCCGGAAGCAGCACCUGUGGAACAACAGCCAGUGGUCGAGGAGGAGAUGUUGGCCGAGGACGAAGAGCUCGACGAGGACAUGGAUGAGGAUGCAGUUGCCUUGUCCGGGCUCUCCUCCUCGACUGCCCAGAUCCUGCGAAAGUUCCGCAUACCCAAGGGGACGGCCGUGACGGCCAAGUCGGGGGAGAACUACCUGGCCAUGCCCACGCCCACACCCUCGCCGCCGGGUGUCGUCAAUUUGGUUAGCUCCGGCGUUGAGGCUUCCGGCUACAUAGAAAACGACGAAGACAUCAUCGAGGAGCUCAACGAGGACGACCUGGUCGAGGAGAUCAUCGACGAGGAGCCCAGCCAGGAGCAGCCGGAGUUGCAAGAGGCGACGACCGCCAAUGGCCUCGAUCUGAGCAGCACGAACAAUGCGACCGCCACAACGACUGGCACCGCCAUGCUGCUGGCCCCACAACCGCCUCCGCUUCAGCUGCAGACGGUGGCCUCCAACGGCACCGUGACCUGCUUCAACCUGCCGGCCAACACCAUCCUGCUGCAGUCGGCCGAUGGCAGCAUAAUCGCCGCCACCCAGGUGCCGCAUCCCAGCAAGGCGGGUCAGCAGCAGCUGAUUGCGUUGCCGGGCAACGUGGCCCUGGCCACCGAACAGGCGUCGCAGGCUCAGGCCACAACGGCGCCACAGGCCACGCAGACCCUGAUCCUGACCGCCGACGGCACGGCCAUUCCCAUCCUGGCCACAACUCCCCAACAGCAGCAGCAGCAACAGCAGCAGCAGCAACAACAGCAACAGGCUGCCGCUGCUGCUGCUGCUCAGUUGUUCGCCGCGUAGGGGCUAAUGGGUGGCCAAAUGGGUCGAUUUUUGAACAGUGCCACCAUAAUGCCGACCACAUACUUCUUUUAGAAAUCUCAAAACUGUUCCGCGCAGAUUCGGUUGCCCAUGGCGCAAAGCUGGGGAACGCAGCUCUGUGCCGUCGGCAACGUUCAAAUGUUUUUAGGGUUUUAGAAUACUUCAAAAAUCGUCACAUUUGGCCACCAAAAUGCGGGGAGAAAUGCAGCAGGAGCGUUUGCUGUAAAGAAACGAAUGAAAUGGAAGGAAUAUUAACUCAAACAUAAGCCAAGCUAACUCAUUGAUAUUACCACACUGUUGGAUGUGCAUACGAAAUUUAUUUUUUUACUCAAAAACCAAAUGCCUACAAGAAUAUAAAUCAAAUGUUGUUCAACACACAGAAAAGCACACACACGCGAAUGGAUUUGAGGCGGAAUCAAAUGCAUUCGGUUCACGGCAAACUUAAGAGCAUCGUAAAUUAAAAUAAUUUCUACGCCUAAGCUAAAUUUUAAAUGUUUAAGUGAAAAACACGAGACACACACCCCAAACCAGUUGUAACUAUUUAACCUGCCUACAGUGCGGGCAGAAUAUGUUUAGCGUAAUUUAGUUUUGCGAGAACGUUUCCGUUUCGAUGAAAAGGAUAGCUCACUUUUGUAACUAUCGGGAGCGUUCUCAAGAAAUAUACUUAUAAAUAUAAUUUGUUCCUUGCAUAAUGAGAGAUAGACAGCUAGAGCGACUAUGCAACGUAUUUCAUGUAGUAUUUAUUCGAUAAGUUCUCGAUCUAUUUAUUUAUUUUUGUUAACUAUUCCCAUUCGUAUAACCCGCCACCUUUGUCAUUACACUUUCUUUUGCCAUGUUGUAUAUUCUUUACGUAUAUAUAUAUAAAUAUAUAUUAUAUAUUUUAUUUGCAAUCUUGUUAUGCCAUUCGUACACAAAUAGGAAUCCAAGCAUAGCACCGACCCAUACUUUAGACUAAAGUAUUUUUUUAACCCGUUCUUGCGAAACCAACGGCCCAAGAAUGCAGAUACCACACACACAUUAGGCUAAGCGAAACCAGGUUAAGAUACUUUAAGAUGAGAUACUUUAACCGAUGGAAGACAAUGAUUUAAAAUAGCUUGUAGUACGUACUCUAAGACAAAUAAGCAAAACUGAGUUGCACUUCUGUAAGAUAUACUGUAACUAAUAACGAAGCGGAAAAGCUACAAAUAAAGCAACUCGAGUAGCCUACAUAAUGUAUAAUACAAAUUCUAAAGCUAAUAUUUACGUAUACAUAUAUAUAUAUUUAUUAUAAACAAUAAAAAUACAAUUUUAAAAAUUUAAAGCAAUAAAUCAUUACGCAUUCAUUUA
Messenger RNA from Drosophila simulans, 7595 nucleotides. Its product is annotated as probable lysine-specific demethylase 4B. Gene Ontology annotation, cellular component: aryl hydrocarbon receptor complex; nucleus. Gene Ontology annotation, biological process: chromatin remodeling; regulation of transcription by RNA polymerase II. NCBI's taxonomy places the organism in Eukaryota, Metazoa, Arthropoda, Insecta, Diptera, Drosophilidae. Gene Ontology annotation, molecular function: nuclear receptor activity; histone H3K36 demethylase activity; histone H3K9 demethylase activity. The transcript has 9 exons. The record is from RefSeq and is a predicted model, not a curated record. The coding region runs from base 780 to 6251 and encodes 1823 amino acids.